Molecule: messenger RNA, 2282 nt
Organism: Panicum virgatum (switchgrass)
Lineage: Eukaryota; Viridiplantae; Streptophyta; Magnoliopsida; Poales; Poaceae
Exons: 7
Coding region: 253-2112 (619 amino acids)
Source: RefSeq, a predicted model, not a curated record
ACGCUUCUCCAGCGGCAUUUGCUUCGGAACACGCGCUUCACUGGCGCAGAGCACUCAUCAUCUCUCUUCCGCUCCCCCAAUUCCUCGCAUCCGCCGCACCGAAACCCGAAUCGGAUGCUCCCUUGCUCGCUUCGAUCACUGGCGGAUUAGUGCCGAAGUGAAGGCGCGAGGCCCUACAGAACUUCUGGCCUUGCUCCCUUCGAACGGAGGUUCUGCUUGCCUAUCUAUCUUAGCUGUUACAGCUUGUGUACAAUGACUAGUGCAAGAGUACAGGGAAGUUUAGAUUACCUUAAUUCUCAGGAGUCUGAUGAUGAAUCACAGGCCACAGCUAUUGAUACUGUAGAAAGGCUCCUAGUAGGAGAUGACAUAGAAACUUCUCAGAAAACAAGCACUGACCCAAUCAGUGGGAUAAAACCAGCUCCUAUAUUAGUCACAAAAGUAGCUCAGUGUCUGGCCAAAAGGGCCGAGUACAAUAGCCCCCUCCAAAAGUCAGGUAUAUUUGACUGGGCUGAUACUCCCAAUAAUGGCGAAUGCACAGCCAUUAUGAUUUCCAGGAAAAAACAAAGGAUCCAUGCUAACACUAAAGUGAAACAUUUGGCCUCCCAGAGAUAUGGUGGCAAUGGAUCAAGUACCAGGGCUGGGUUCAUAUCAGAUUGUAUUGGUGGUGACUCAGCCGCGGAUUCUUUUAACAAGCCAGAGCCUUUUGGUUCUACAGAUGAUUUAUCUGAAGCAUAUGAUAUUGGGCCAAGUACUCAGAUGGCAGCUGAAGCUAUGGAAGCAUUGUCCAAUGCCUCAACUGUCAAUUGUGUUGUCAGGGAGAACGUACAUCCUGAAAGUUCUGUUCUCAUAACAAAUUUGGGAAAAGAAAGGAAGGCAGAUAAGACAUGUUCAGUUGAACCACUAAUUCAAAAGCGAAUUGGUGGAAGUUCAAGCUUUUUGAAAAAGCAACCCAGCAAGUUAAAAACUAGGAACAAUCCAAAACAAAUGGCAGGGAAAGCAAAAGGAAGCGUGGACAAUGGCAGCAUGCAUGAGGUGUCCGAAGGAACCAAGGCAUCUGGUGCAAGUGUUUCAAAUAUUCUAUGUUCUGAUGCUGUAAUCCACCCUAGAAGGAAGAGAACCUAUAUGUUUAUCUCAAGAAACUCGAAAAUUCAAUUCAAUAAAGCUGGCAGCUCAGCUACAUUUACAUCCAAAACUACAGAAGUAGCAGACUCAUUGACAGCAAAAACACUUAGCACAUCUGGCCCUGAUUUCAGCAAGCAUGCUGGAGUGGAAAAGCAACCCACAUCUGCACAGGAAGAUCAGAACUCUAUUUUAUCACACAGAGUACCACUGAUAGAGCUAAAUAGCGCUGGCCCCCAAUCUAGGACACAGAUGUCAAAGAAACCACUGAAGAGAGGCCUUCUGAAAUCUCAAGGUUCCCGAGAACUUGCCAGUCUGUUCAGAAAUGAAGCAUCUCCAGUUUUGCAAUUGAGCAGGCGAAGGAGAAAUAUGUCCAACGUACGUGUUCUGUUCAGCCAAAGCAUGGACAAGGAAACAAUAAAAAUGCAAACAAAGAUAUUGACGUACUUUGGAUUACCUGCGGCGACGACUACUACAGAGGCUACACACUUUGUUGCUGAAAAGUUUGCCCGUACAAGGAACAUGCUAGAAGCAAUGGCUAUGGGGAUACCUGUAGUCACACCAUCAUGGCUUGAAUGCUGUGGUGAAGCAAGGUGCUUCAUGGAUGAAAAGAAAUACAUUAUGAGGGAUAUGAAGAAGGAAAAGGAACUAGGCUUUAGCUUGCCUGUUUCAAUAGGCAGAGCCUGCAAAAAACCAUUGCUUGAGGGUAGAAGAGUACUAAUCACGCCAAAUGCCAAGCCUAGCAAGGAGCUUCUGAAAAGUUUAGUGGCAGCAGCUCAUGGUCAGCCAUCGGACAGAAUCACAGCCUCUACAAUAAAGAACAAGAAGUUUGAGGGGGCCUUUGUCAUCUCUUGUGAACAAGACCGCAGUGUCUGUAUGCCAUUAAUUAGGAGUGGUCUCCAAGUCUUUGACUCAGAGCUUCUGCUGAAUGGUAUUGUCACUCAGAAGCUCGAGUUCGACAGGUAUCGCCUUUUCCAUGAAAAAACCAUUUGAGCAAGAUCUGUUUAGGUCAGGUACUGUGCAAGGAAAACAAAGCACUUUGUGUACAUAUGCAUCCUUAUCGUGUUCUCCAGUUACUCUUAUGAUCCCCUGCACACUCUUGCCUGUAUUUAUCGUUGGAGCCUCUGGCCCUUACCAUGAAUGAUCGCGUGCUUCGUUUGGCU